UGUUUUCUGUAUGCAGCAUGGCUUCCUCGGCAAAGAGANGCUUCCUCGGCAAAGAGAGGAGCGGUGGGUUUGGGUGAAAACCCUGAAGAGAGUGACAACAGUUCGGAUGAAAUUUUGGAAGAAGAUGACGAUUCCGGAGAGGAAGGCAGUGAGGCAUCAGAUGAGGAAGUCAAUGAGGAAGUUAUGGUGGACUUUGAAGCCCACACCGUUUCCGUCAACGACUUCAAUGGCAUAAAGAAACUACUGCAGCAACUCUUCCUGAAGGCUCAUGUAAACACAUCAGAGAUGACUGAUAUCAUCAUCCAGCAGAAUCACAUAGGAAGUGUCAUCAAGCAAGCUGAGGUGCCGGAGGACAGUGACGACGAAGAUCCAGAUGAAGUGUUUGGGUUCAUCACAAUGCUGAACCUAACAGAAAGAAAGGAUGUGCAGUGCGUAGAGGAGGUUAAGGAACUGAUCCUAGAUCAAUGUGGGAAGAACUCGAACCACAGCACAACAGAACUCCUGGAGAAGGUCCUCAAUGACACGAGCAAACCUGUGGGACUUCUGCUGAGUGAGCGCUUCAUCAACGUGCCUCCACAGAUCGCCCUCCCACUUCACAAACAGCUCCAAGAAGAAAUGGCUGAAGCUCAGAGGACCAAUAAGCCCAGUGGAAAAUGCCACUACUGUCUGAUGAUCAGCAAAACCUGCAAAGAGGCCAACAAGAAUAUAACAGCCAGAGGGGGUGCUCCGAAGGAGGAGUACAUGUUUGUCAAUGCAGAGGAGGAAUUCUUCUAUGAGCAAGCCAUCUUGAAGUUUCACUACUCCGUCCAGGAGGAGGCAGACUCCUGCUUGAGUGGUCGCUGGUCUUUUGAUGACGUUCCCAUGAAGCCUUUCAGGACGGUGAUGUUGAUACCAGCAGACAGGAUGCCGGUCAUCAUGGACAAGCUGAAAGAAUACCUUACUGUGUGAACAUCACAAUAAACAAGACACCUGUGUCAAACACUUAAGGGGUCGUGAAAACAGUUGAAGGCUUUGAAAGGGACUCCACAUGAAAUAUUUUGUGCUUUCUUUUUUCUUACAAAUGAUGAAUUGUAUUUUAACAACUGGAGGUAUAUUUAAGAAACACUGCAGGAGGGGCCCUGCUUUUUAAAACAAUGAUGUACUCAUCCAUUUCGGUCCAUCAUGUUCACUACAGUGAUAGAAUUAUGAACUAUGACAUUUAGGAAGUCCUUUGUUUGACUCUUCUGUUAAAGCGAGAGUUGGAUAUCAGCAGAAACGAUAAGGGAUGUGUCACUUAAAACAGUCAUAAAACCAUGGAUGUUUUCACUUUAUGGUUUUUUUUCUUUGCAAACCACUUCCUGUUUGUAGUUCUUUUCAACCAAUAAAACUACUCUUACUUCUACAGUAGUGGCACAUAUUCUACAUUAGAAAAACCCCACAACAAACCACCAAACAAAAAUGUCCAGAAAAAUACAUGUAAUAAACCUGGGCCUGUUUAGUUGAACACCACACUGAUAUACUCACAAGGACUGAAGCAGGGCAAACAGAUGAGCUCUUCAAUUGCUCUGCCACCCAGUGGAAGAGUAUUUAAAUGUUUGGCCUGUUACUGUGACAGAGUGAAGACAAAUUAUCUGUAGUAAAUAAACACUGAUGUUCAGAUCAAUAAAAUAAAAACGAUCAUUUUCUAUG
This is a messenger RNA of Cynoglossus semilaevis (tongue sole), 1668 nucleotides long. It is a transcript of the gene bccip, whose product is annotated as BRCA2 and CDKN1A interacting protein. The transcript is spliced from 7 exons. Bases 184 to 948 code for a protein of 254 amino acids. The record is from RefSeq and is a predicted model, not a curated record. Gene Ontology annotation, cellular component: nucleus. Lineage: Eukaryota; Metazoa; Chordata; Actinopteri; Pleuronectiformes; Cynoglossidae.